Lactuca virosa is the source of this 1051-nucleotide messenger RNA. NCBI's taxonomy places the organism in Eukaryota, Viridiplantae, Streptophyta, Magnoliopsida, Asterales, Asteraceae. The record is from the annotation of a GenBank genome assembly.
CGAACUAAAAAAGGUUCAUUCGAGACAUUUCGAGUUCCACAAUCGGACCUCAAAUCAAUUUUUGAAUCCCUACAACAAUCUUCCAUUUUCUCAAAAACUCCCAUCGAUCUAUAUCGCCAUUACCGAUGCAGAACCCAAUCACUCGCAGUUUGAACAAGCUUUGGAACGGGGUAGCAACAACUGUAGCAAGCCGGAGUAUAACAAAUCAUCAAUGGCGGUCGUACAGUGUAAUCCCCAUGGUGAUAGAGCAUUCAUCGCGAGGAGAGAGAGCCUACGACAUCUUCUCUCGACUCCUUAAAGAAAGGAUUAUCUGUAUCAACGGCCCAAUUUCCGAUGACACAUCACACGUCGUCGUAGCUCAGCUUCUCUACCUCGAAUCCGAAAACCCUUCUAAACCCAUCAACAUGUACCUCAACUCCCCCGGCGGAGCCGUCACUGCAGGUCUUGCAAUAUACGAUACAAUGCAAUACAUUCGAUCUCCGAUCAAUACAAUAUGUUUAGGCCAAGCUGCAUCAAUGGCUUCUUUGCUGUUGGCUGCUGGUGCAAAGGGUGAAAGGCGAUCUCUUCCUAAUGCCACCAUCAUGAUUCAUCAACCUUCUGGUGGAUACAGCGGGCAGGCUAAAGACAUGACGAUUCACACGAAGCAGAUUAUUAGGGUUUGGGAGUCUUUGAAUGGGCUUUAUGCAAAGCAUACUGGACAAAAUGUUGAUGUGAUUCAGAAGAAUAUGGAUAGGGAUUGUUUUAUGACUCCUGAAGAGGCGAAAGAGUUUGGGAUUAUAGAUGAAGUGAUGGAUGAGAGGCCCUUGACUUUGGUUACUGAUGCUGUUGGAAGUGAAGGGAAAGGAGUGAAAUUGGAUUGAAUCGAAUGCAGGAAGCGGAUUUCUUUGAAUGGUUAUUGAAUCUUGAGUAUCACAUGAUAAUACAUACAAAAAAGGAAAAAUGAAUAUCAGUGUAAGACAAUUCGGCUGUUUAACAUUACACUUUCAUUUGUGUUAUGGCUUAAACGACCCAAUACUAUCAUCUUUGAUUGUUGUCGGUGUCUAGCAAAUGG